AUGGAUGGUCAGGGUGACACUCUCCAUAAGCAUCCAAAGAAGGAGCAUGAAGGCCCUAAGGAACCACAUGUUUUCUUACAUGGGGACUUGGAUCUGGUGAUCAUAGAAGCCAAGUCUCUUCCUAAUUUAGAUUUAUCUUCUGAAGCAGUUAGAAAAUGUAUCACUAUGGGCAACAUGUGCACACCUCCCUUUGUAAAGGGACUUAAGACACACUCUGGAAAAGAUAAGAUGAUAACUAGUGACCCUUAUGUAUCUGUGUGCCUAGCUGGGGCUACAAUAGCUCAAACUAGAGUUAUUGCUAACUGUGAGAACCCUCUGUGGGAUGAGCAAUUUGUUGUCCCUGUUGCUCACCCUGUUCAAAAAGUGGAGUUUCUUGUCAAGGAUAAUGAUGUUCUUGGGGCAGAACUCAUUGGAGUAGUGGAGAUACCUGUUCAAAAGAUACUGUCAGGAAAUACUAUUAAUGAUUGGUUUCCCAUCAUUGGUCAAUAUGGAAACUGCUUAAAACCUUAUCCUGAGUUACAUAUUUCUGUUCAGUUUAGGCCAAUUGGAGUGAACCCUUCAGAAAAUGGGGAUAGGACAGAUUAUCUAGGAGUUCCUAAAACAUAUUUCCCUCUCAGGAAAGGAGGGAGUGUGACUCUAUAUCAAGAUGCACAUAUACCAGAUGGUAUGCUACCUCAAAUUUCACUUGAGGGUGGAAAAGUAUAUCAACACAGUAAAUGUUGGGAGGAUAUAUGCCAUGCAAUUUUGGAAGCUCAUCACCUAAUAUAUGUUGUAGGAUGGUCAGUUUACCACAAAAUAAAGCUUGUAAGAGAGCCAACAAAACCAUUACCUUCUGGGGGAGAGCUUUCACUUGGAGAGCUGUUGAAAUACAAGUCACAAGAAGGACUCCGAGUGGUUAUGCUGAUUUGGGAUGACAGAACGUCACAUGACAAGUUUCUUUUGAAAACAGAUGGUGUCAUGCAGACUCACGAUGAAGAAACUAAGAAGUUUUUCAAAAAUUCCACUGUUCAUUGUGUGCUAUCUCCUCGCUAUGCAAGCAAUAAGCUCAGUAUUUUCAAGCAACAGGUUGUGGGAACCCUCUUUACGCAUCACCAGAAAUGUGUGCUUGUAGACACUCAAGCUUCUGGGAAUAAUCGUAAAAUAACUGCUUUUAUUGGUGGCUUGGAUCUAUGUGAUGGCAGAUAUGAUACACCACAGCAUCGGCUUUUUGGGAAUCUAGAUACAGUCUUCAAAAAUGAUUUUCACAAUCCUACAUUUCAAGCACCUAUAAAUUCGUCUGGACCAAGGCAGCCAUGGCAUGACUUACAUUGCAAAAUUGAAGGUCCUGCUGCAUAUGAUAUAUUAACCAAUUUUGAACAAAGAUGGAGGAAGGCCAAAAAAUGGCGCGACUUCAGGCUUAAAAAGGUGACAAAUUGGCAUGAUGAUGCUUUGCUAAGGCUAGACCGUAUUUCAUGGAUUCUCAAUCCAUCUUCUGGUCCUGAUGGUGAUAAAGCUGUUCAUGUAACCGAUGAAAAUGAUCCUGAGAGUUGGAAUGUUCAGGUAUUUCGGUCCAUAGAUUCAGGAUCCGUGAAGGGCUUUCCAAAGGAUAUUGACAAAGCUAAGGCUCAGAAUCUUUUAUGUGGAAAAAAUUUGAAAGUAGAUCAAAGCAUCCAUGCUGCUUAUGUAAAAGCAAUAAGAUCAGCUCAGCACUUCAUAUAUAUUGAGAAUCAGUAUUUUUUGGGCUCCUCAUAUCAUUGGCCUUCAUAUAAAAAUGCAGGUGCAAAUCACUUGAUUCCCAUGGAGUUGGCUUUGAAAAUUGCCAGCAAGAUCAGCGCAAAUGAACGUUUUUCUGUAUAUAUAGUUAUACCAAUGUGGCCAGAGGGGGUUCCAUCUAGUGCUGCUGUUCAAGAAAUACUGUUCUGGCAGGGACAGACAAUGUCUAUGAUGUACAGGAUUGUUGCAGAUGCCCUUAAAAAAGCAGGUCUCUCCAAUAAGUAUCAUCCGCAAGAUUAUCUUAACUUUUACUGCCUUGGAAGGAGAGAACCUCAAGCCUCGGAAAGUUCAUCAAUACCAAAUCCAUCUUCUGAAAACCGUGCUUUGGUAUCAGUUAAGAAAUUCAAACGUUUUAUGAUUUAUGUUCAUGCCAAAGGAAUGAUAGUUGAUGAUGAGUACGUAAUCAUUGGAUCAGCAAAUAUUAACCAGAGAUCGUUGGAUGGUUCAAGGGACACAGAAAUAGCAAUGGGUGCUUAUCAACCAAAAUAUACAUGGACAGAAAAGAAUUCUCAUCCACAUGGCCAGGUGUAUGGAUACCGAAUGUCACUGUGGGCUGAGCACCUUGGUGGUCUUGAUGAUCCUUUUGCUGAACCUCACAGCCUGGAUUGUGUUAGGCAUGUCAACAUGAUUGCCAGAAAAAACUGGGACACAUAUGUGUCUGAGGAAGGGAAACAGAUGAGGGGACACUUGAUGCAGUAUCCAGUUCAUGUCAGCAGUGAUGGAAAGGUGAGUGCAUUAGAUGAUUAUGAGUCCUUUCCUGAUGUUGGUGGCAAAAUUCUUGGAUCACCCAAUUCACUUCCGGAUGCACUAACCACAUGA
Messenger RNA from Gastrolobium bilobum, 2571 nucleotides. Its product is annotated as phospholipase D delta-like. The record is from RefSeq and is a predicted model, not a curated record. Gene Ontology annotation, cellular component: plasma membrane. The transcript is spliced from 10 exons. NCBI's taxonomy places the organism in Eukaryota, Viridiplantae, Streptophyta, Magnoliopsida, Fabales, Fabaceae. Gene Ontology annotation, molecular function: calcium ion binding; D-type glycerophospholipase activity. Gene Ontology annotation, biological process: phospholipid catabolic process; phosphatidylcholine metabolic process. Bases 1 to 2571 code for a protein of 856 amino acids.